UUUAACCGACGAGUAAAUUAAGCAUCAAAAGUUUGCCAGCUGAAAUGGCCCAAGCAGAGAGAUCCGCAGGUUGCCGUUGUAACCCGUAACUAAGGCAACCGCGAUUGACGUGACUCGCGGGAGUAUAAACGUAAAAAGAGCCCCCAAACAACCCAUACAUCCGUGAAACAACCCGGACUGCUUCCCUCUCUAGUUUGUGACUUUUAGUGGCAGCUUUUGUGUAGAAUAUGGAGAGACAUAACGUGGGAAAAGAAAGGCUUAUAGUACCUACUGAUUUUACCACACCAGCAGUUUCAAGGAAUAACCAGGAGGAGCUGGUACCUCCAUCACAUUUCGCAUCAAGUGCCCAGUCUGCUGGUGCACACAGAGGCGUUCAAAUCGCAGGUACACCGCUACCCAUCUCCUGGAUAAACCCAGGUGUACCAUCAGUACCAUCAGGGGAUCCCAGUCCUGCCAAUCCAUGGCUCGCCAUCACUCAGGCCCAACAGGAAAUCUUGGAACUGAGGAAGGAAAAUCAGAGGAUCAUGGUGUUACAAGGAGACAGUAUAAGAGGAAGGAUCCCUGUGGAUCACCCGUCAGACCUUAGGGCGAGAUGCGCAGAGAGAAGUGAGCAGUGGUCCAGACGGGAGUCAGAGUGGCGUCUGGAGUCAGAGAAGCACAAGGCCGAAGCUGAGAGGUUGAAGGGGCAGGUGGAGGCCCUGAAGGAGACUGCAGGGAGACACAGGGAAGAGAUGAGAGAAAGAGAGAGCACCCUCAACAGACAGAGCCAUGAGUCGGAAGCAAUGCGUGAAGAGCUAUGUAAGGCUAAGACUGAGCUCAGCCAAAUCAGAAUGGAGCUCACCCACAGCAGCACACAGAAGGAUAAAAUAAGCUCACAGCUCGAAAGACUAAAUGGAGAGUCUGGUGAGGAAAUUACAAAGCUGAGGAGAGAUGUAGUGAGGAGCAAAGAGGAAGCCCAGGCGCUCAGUUUGAAGGCUGAAAUGGCCAGGUUACAGGCCGUGGAGGAGGCUAAAAAGCAAGCUCUUACACUGUCAGAACAAUUGGAGGAAAUGCAAAAGAAGCAGGAGGAGGAGCUGCAACAAUUGAAUGCUUCCCACUGUGCAGAGGUGGGUGCUGCAAGAAAUACAAACAGUGAACUACAGGGCAGACUUCAAUCGAUGACCUCAGAAGUGCUGCAGCUAAAAAGCACUCUGAUGGAGGUCUCUACUGAGAGAGAUGGGCUGAAAGAACAUUUAAGCCAAAUGGGACAAGCUUUUGAGACACAAUCGGCAACGCUGCACAGCCUCAGAAAUUACAUCGGCCAGCUUGCCCCAGAGAAACGGGAGAAGGAACAAUUAAAUGAAGCUGUUGAGAGCCUGAACAAAGAGAAAGCAGCUCUUCAGAUGACUACAGAGCUUUUGACCAUCAGGUUUAACUCUGUGAGUGAGAUACUUGCCCUCCAAGAAGAGAAAAUUGUGAAGAAGACCUCGACAGACCCACUUGUGAAGAAUGGAUCUGAAGGUCUUCGAGUGCUUCAGCUCUGGAGGGACAAAGUGUUCAAGUUAUGCAUCCAGCUUCGCUCGAAGGACAUAGAACUAAGAGGAGAGAAGGACAAACUUCUUUCAAAAGUCAGAGUCACGGAACAGCAGCUCCAACAGGAGCAGCACCGGGCUAGUGUGCUUCAACACAGUCUGGAUGACAGGAUAGCUGAGCUGGACCUGGAGAGAGUAGAAAAAGAGAUACUGAAACAGCACUUGGUCCAGGAGCAAAAGGAAAACUCACAGCUAAAGUCACAGAGCCAGAAGGAAGAGGCUGAACUAAAAAUCCUGACAGAGGCAGUGCGUAGAUUCAGUCUGGCAUUUGAUAACAAGGUGGCAGAAGUGGACGCAGCUCAAGCAAGGCUCAACACUUUCACCCAGAGGCUAACUUUUGCUAAAAGACGAGUGGAGACAAUCCAAGGUUUGAUGAUGAGGAGGGUGGCUCUGCAGAAAGUUCAGCAGGCCAGUAAACAGACAGAACAAGCUGCUGACAGCAUCACAAACCUUCAGACAGAGCUUAGCUUGGUGUGUGAAGAGAGAGACAAGCUCACACAGGAGCUCAAAAGAACCCCGGAGCUCAUCGAGAGAGCUCUGGCUGAUCUGAAAGAACAGUAUGAAAGCAAACUAAGGCGGCAGCAGCAGCUGGCGCUGGAGCAGAGCUGGAUGGAGGUCCGGCAGGCUUUGGCUGGCAGAGAGGAGGCCGACCAGAGCCUGCAGCAGAUCCAGGCCCAGCUGGAGGAGAGCAAGGUCAACUUGGAGAAACUCCGCUCUGAGCUGCUCAGCCAGCAGGAGCACAGCGAACGUGCCCUGCAGGAGAGAGUGUCUGAGAUCGAGGACUGCUGUGCUGAGAAGCUGAGAGCAAUGGAGGUUCAUGUCAAUACUGCCAGGAGAGAGCACACCAAAGCAGUUAUGACUUUGCGGCAGUUUGAAAGAGAGGCGGCAAGGAAACCAGAUGAGAUGAGAGAAAAUCAACAACACACAAAUAGGGAAAUCCACAAUAAACAACUGAAGGAGAUGGAUACAGACAGAAAACUACAGCUGGCCACCGUUGCUGAGAGAAGGCUGACAAGUGAGUAUACAAGAGCUCACACAACAGCGCUACAAAACUCUGCUGCUCCCAGAGAACAUGGAGAAAAACACUCAGAGAGGAGUCGCUCUGUGGGAACCAAAGUCCAAGUACCUGCAGAUGGGAGACUUCUGUCUGUUUUGGAGGAGCUCCAUUCUCUGAGUGCUGUGGUGGUAAACAGCUCUGAGGACUCUGUGGAGGAGGAGGAGGGACAGAGUGACAGCGUGGGACCAUCCACAGGCAGUCUGCACAGCUGAUACCUGAUGAUGACUCACCGGAGCCAGCGAACGCACCUUUCAUUUGUACAAAAGGUGGGCAGUGUUGAAAACACACAGUCAGUGGAAACAAUUUGUUUGAGCCAAACAUCAGACAACCACGCAUGUCACAGUGCUACUGGGUGUAUAAGAAGAAUGAUGACUGUCCAGUGCAGACACACAGUAUGUUUGAAUUUAACUCAAACAUAAAUUUAAGUUUAUCAAAUUCUUCCAAUAUGUUUGCAUCUACCUCCAGGAUUACUUUUAAUUACAGAGAAUACUGGAAAUACAUUGAUGGACAUAGUAUUUAACUCAAAGUGGAAUGAAAGGUUUAAAGUGGUACAAUACUUAGUGAUAUAUUCAGUAACAUAUUAUGUUCACAAAAAAAUCAAGAAAAACAGAACAGAACAUAAUGAUAAUAAAAAAACAUAAUAACAAAAUAAUAAAAAAUCCCAAAUAAAUAAUAAAUAAAAAGACAAGCUAAAAAAGGAAAAGAAAAAAAAUAGUUGGCUAUCAGAUAUGUAUAUACAAUUAAAAACUUGCAAGGCAGAGAGAGCUAUAUUAAGGGAAAAUAGCUAAUUCAGAUUUUUUCUUUUUGGAAGUCUGUUCUGUUGACUUUGAUCCUUGAAGUUUAUGUGAUGGUCCAAGUAUUCAUUUGUUAUGCAAAGAUGUGUAUUACUUUUCAGUAGAACUUAAUAAAGUAUUUUUUAUUGCAA
Sebastes umbrosus (honeycomb rockfish) is the source of this 3553-nucleotide messenger RNA. RefSeq names its product coiled-coil alpha-helical rod protein 1 (gene cchcr1). The transcript is spliced from 19 exons. Bases 228 to 2840 code for a protein of 870 amino acids. Lineage: Eukaryota; Metazoa; Chordata; Actinopteri; Perciformes; Sebastidae. The record is from RefSeq and is a predicted model, not a curated record. Gene Ontology annotation, cellular component: centriole. Gene Ontology annotation, biological process: cell differentiation; protein export from nucleus.